Molecule: messenger RNA, 871 nt
Organism: Capsicum annuum
Lineage: Eukaryota; Viridiplantae; Streptophyta; Magnoliopsida; Solanales; Solanaceae
Product: probable inactive dual specificity protein phosphatase-like At4g18593
Exons: 3
Coding region: 178-657 (159 amino acids)
Biological process (GO): protein dephosphorylation
Molecular function (GO): protein tyrosine/serine/threonine phosphatase activity
Source: RefSeq, a predicted model, not a curated record
GACUUGGACUAAAAAAACACCCAAAUACACUUCAAAUAAAGCAAUCCUCCUUCUUGCCUGCAAACUCGUUCUUGUUCUCCUGCGAAAUUAACGCACUUCUCUUUCUCUCCACCCCCCCCCCCCCCAACCCAACACACACACACAGAAAAAAUCAUCACGAUAAAGUGACCUAGUACCAUGGAAGCACCUAAUCACUCUGAUGUUAGUAUUGAUAGUUCUCAAAAAAGCCCUGACGUUAUUAUUGAUGGUUCUCAAAAAAGCUCUGACGUUAGUAUUGAUAGUUCUCAAAAAAGCUCUGACGAUAGUAUUGAUCCAAAACCUCAAGUUAUAUACCGAUGCAAAAAAUGUCGAAGGAUUGUUGCAUCAGAAGAGCAAGUUGUUCCACAUGAACCUGGCGAAGGCCAAAUAUGUUUCAAGUGGAAAAAGAGAAGCGACAACCCGUAUAAGGAGUCACCUCAAUGUUCCUCUAUUUUUGUUGAGCCCAUGAAGUGGAUGCAAGUUGUGGAAGAAGGUUGUGUCCAAGACAAGCUUCAGUGCCUGGGUUGCAAAGCUCGGCUCGGUUACUUCAAUUGGGCAGGCAUGCAGUGCAACUGUGGAGCAUGGAUUAACCCUGCAUUUCAGCUGCACAAGAGUCGACUAGAUGAGUGUCAGCUUUAAAUAAUUGCCUGAGUUUUCUGUUGAGGCGUGGUUAGUAGUUAUGUAAAUCAGUUAAGAACUUCUAGUCUUCCUAUGUAUUAUUAGGGGUAUAGAGCGCUACAUGAUAGUUGGAAGCAAGCAGGCGUUUUUUUAACUGAUGGAGUAUUUGAUGUAAAGUCAAUAACAAGCAAUUAUAGCUUUAAUGAAGCUGCUAACAGUAUCGUUCUCUCUUUAA